GGCCUGAGCCCGGGCUGGGUGGUGCCGCCUGCCGAACCGCCUGGCUCCCUGUCCCCGGCACGGCCCCGCACCCCACCCCGGACAUGCUCAGGGCUGCGGCCGCCCGAAGAGGGGAGAGCGCUGGCCUCUAGGAAGGUAUGGCCUCACAAGUCUUGGUCUACCCACCAUAUAUUUAUCAAACUCAGUCAAGUGCCUGUUGUAGUGUGAAGAAACUCAAAGUAGAGCCAAGCAGUUGUGUAUUCCAGGAAAGAAACUAUCCACGGACCUAUGUGAAUGGUAGAAACUUUGGAAAUUCUCAUCCGCCCACAAAGGGUAGUGCUUUUCAAACAAAGAUCCCAUUUAACAGACCUCGAGGACACAACUUUUCAUUGCAGACAAGUGCUGUUGUUUUAAAAAACACUGCGGGUGCUACAAAGGUCAUAGCAGCUCCAGCACAGCAAGCUCAAGUGGAGGCACCUCAGAUUGGGGUGUGGAGAAACAGGUUAAAUUUACUAGAAGGCCCCCAGCGAUGUGGAUUGAAACGCAAGAGUGAGGAGUUGGAUAAUCAGAAUAGCGCGAUGCAGAUUGUCGAUGGAUUGUCCAUACUUCCUGCAGUGUUGCAAACCAACAUGGGAAAUCCAGUGACAGUUGUGACAACUACCACAGGAUCAAAACAGAAUUGUACCACUGGAGAAGGGGACUAUCAGUUAGUGCAGCAUGAAGUCUUAUGCUCCAUGAAAAAUACUUAUGAAGUCCUUGAUUUUCUUGGUGGAGGCACUUUUGGCCAAGUAGUUAAAUGCUGGAAGAGAGGGACAAAUGAAAUUGUGGCAAUCAAAAUUUUGAAGAAUCACCCUUCUUAUGCACGUCAAGGUCAAAUAGAAGUGAGCAUAUUAACAAGGCUUAGUACUGAAAAUGCUGAUGAAUAUAAUUUUUUACGAGCUUAUGAAUGCUUUCAACACCGUAACCAUACUUGCUUAGUCUUUGAGAUGCUGGAAGAAAACCUGUAUGAUUUUCUGAGACAAAAUAAAUUCAGUCCCCUGCCACUGAAAAAAUAA
Molecule: messenger RNA, 1034 nt
Organism: Choloepus didactylus (southern two-toed sloth)
Lineage: Eukaryota; Metazoa; Chordata; Mammalia; Pilosa; Megalonychidae
Product: homeodomain-interacting protein kinase 3-like
Biological process (GO): peptidyl-serine phosphorylation; peptidyl-threonine phosphorylation
Cellular component (GO): PML body; nucleus; cytoplasm
Molecular function (GO): protein tyrosine kinase activity; protein serine/threonine kinase activity; ATP binding
Source: RefSeq, a predicted model, not a curated record